Molecule: messenger RNA, 999 nt
Organism: Closterium sp. Yama58-4
Lineage: Eukaryota; Viridiplantae; Streptophyta; Zygnematophyceae; Desmidiales; Closteriaceae
Source: the annotation of a GenBank genome assembly
AUGUGGCUGCUUUGGGCGAAAAUCGUUGAGGUGGAGGUGAUGGCGUCCAAGAGCCACAGCAACCUGGUGCAGCUGCUGGGCCACUGUGUGGAGCACGUGCAGGCCACCAGGUGGACGGAGCAGAUCCUCAUCUACCGCCUCAUGCCCAACGGCAGCCUCGAGCGCUGGCUCCGCAAGGACCCCGCCACAACGCUCACCCUGGCGCAGCGCUUGGAUGUGCUGAUCGGCGCGGCGCGUGGGGUGGAAUACCUGCACAGCUUCGGCAUCAUGCACCGCGACAUCAAGCCCGCCAACAUCCUGCUGGACGAGCACAUGCACGCCAAGGUGGCGGACUUUGGGCUCGUGCGCGUCAGCGAGGGCACCGCCGUGCACUCCACGCGCAUUCAGGGCACGCCGGGCCGCGUGGACCCGGCUUACACUCGCACCAACAAGGUCACCACUGCGUCGGACGUGUACAGCUUUGGGAUUGUGAUUCUGGAGGUCAUCGCUGGGAGGCUAUUGCCGUCCGACACAGUCCUGAACGACAGUAACAUCAUAAACUGGGUGAGGGACACCUUGCAUGACUCCCAUCUGUGGUCGCUGCAGGACCACCGUGGUGGCUUUCAUGCUUCGCUGCAUCCAUCUCAUUCCUGCCCGCCCAACUUUGUCUUGUCCUCAACCUCCCUGCCGUCCAUCUUCCUCCCUCCGCCACGCCAGGCCAAGAAGGCGCUGGAGACCAAUGAUCUGUCGUGCCUCAGGGAUGCCAACCUGCACCCGCCCGUGCCCGACGACAUCCUGCUGCGCGUUGUGCGCCUGGCCGUUCACUGCACGCUUGAGGAAACUGCUAGCCGCCCCAACAUGUGGCAAGUGUGCAGCGAGCUCAUAGGCAUCCGUGAGGAAUGCUUUGGCGCGGGCGUGAACAAAGCUGCGCACAGGGUGGAUGACGAGGUGCGCUGGCAGCAGGCUCAGGUGGCUGUUCCACUGGACGAACAGCUGGACCUUGUCCGGCAGAUGGGUUGA